AUGACGAUCUUUUUUUCAUUCUUCACUUAUCAAAUUCGAUCGACACAUCCCAAAAUCGCAAGAUCAGCCUGUGUAUCCAUCAGACCUUCACCUACCACCUCCUCCGAACUCGUUUGUCCCAUUUGUAACGGUGGGUUCCUAGAGGAAUACGAAAACCCUAACCCUAGGCCGGAAACCCCAAAUCCUUUUCUCGCCUUCGAAGAUCCUUCGCCUUUCUCCUCUUUCUCAUCUGGCUUCCCGCUCGUUUUCUCCACCACUUUCCGUGCCGGCGCUGGGAGUGGCGAUUUCCAGAAUCCCAAUGAUCUAUCGGCACUCUUUGGUGGUCCGAUGUCUCGACCUGGUGGUGUCCAGAAUGCUGGAGAGUUUAAUCCUUUUGCAUUUCUACAGAAUUAUCUCAACACCUUACGAGCAGGUGGGGCGAACAUCCAGUUUGUUAUUGAAAACAACACAGAUGGAGAUCCGUCGGGGUUUCGUCUCCCAUCGAAUCUCGGUGAUUACUUCAUUGCUCCUGGGUUAGAACAAUUGAUUCAACAGCUUGCCGAAAACGAUCCUAAUCGAUAUGGCACUCCCCCUGCAUCAAAAUCAGCCAUCGAAAACCUUCCUAAUAUGAAGAUCACGAAAAAGUUGUUGGAGUCAGAUUACUCCGAUUGUGCAGUUUGUAAAGAUAGUUUUGAACUUGAUGAGGAAGCGAAACAGUUGCCAUGUAAGCACAUGUACCAUCAGGAUUGCAUUUUGCCUUGGUUGGAGCUGCAUAACUCCUGUCCUGUUUGUCGGUAUGAGUUACCUACGGACGAUCCAAAUUAUGAGAAUAGGUCUCGCCAAGCUUCUAACGGUGGUGGUUCAUUAGGUGUUGCAGCGUCCGGUGGUUUUGAAAUUAAUUCAUAUUGGUUUAUACCUAACCUUUUAAAGUGUUGA
This is a messenger RNA of Lactuca virosa, 915 nucleotides long. Lineage: Eukaryota; Viridiplantae; Streptophyta; Magnoliopsida; Asterales; Asteraceae. The record is from the annotation of a GenBank genome assembly.